AUGGCUAGCAUUGCUCCGAGAUGUCGCUUGUCGAUCAAUUUGGCGAAGAAAGCUGUGCUGAGCACGAGAGCGUUGUCGAGAAAAGCGAUUUCGGUCGAGAAUCGUAAGCUCGGAUGUGUGAUUGCACAGAGAGUGGCCUUCAACAAUCCACAGAUACGGCUACAAUCGACCACUGGACAAGCAAACGCUGAGAAGAUGACUCUAUCGCUUCUCGGCAUCACCGACACUUUACCGCAUGAUAAGGAAAAGUACUCUGAUGCUCUCACAACUGCAGCCGGUGCCUUUCAAGAUGCCGAGAAAAUCUUCAACGAUCCAAAUUUUUCGUCGAAAAAGGACUGGGUUCGAGAUGAGCCAGUUGGUGAAGGAAAAGAGGGACAAGAUUUGAAAGUUUUCUCGAAAACGACAAAAGAGGGAAUAAAUCUGGUUGCGAUUGAGUCAAUCCUCCUGGGAAACGUGGAUUGUGUCUUAUUGGAUACAUGGACACAAACCGAUGACAUGAAACAGUGGAAUUCCUCCAUCGAACACUCUUGUUUUGUCGCCCAACUCACCGAUCAUGUUGAUAUUAUUCAUACGUGCAACAACGAUAUCCUUAUCGCGAACGGACGAGAUUAUGUGAAUGUGAGAAUCUAUCGAAAGAUCGGUGACGGUUACAUUAUCGCGGCGAGGAGUGUCGACUUGCCUGAAGAGAAGCCGUACAAGGGAAAAGUUCGAGCAUGGGUCCACUUGGCGGCGGCUCGUCUCCGCCCUCAUCCGCAGGACAAAAAUAAAACGAUCUCCGAAGUGCUCACACAUGUUGAUCUCAAGGGAAAUAUCCCAAAAAUGAUCGUCAAUCAGGCGAUCAGUCGUUUCGCAGUCUAUCAAGCUCAACAAAACAAGAAACAUUUCGAAAUGUUGAAGCAACAAGGAAAACUCGACAAGAAAGCUCAA
Messenger RNA from Mesorhabditis belari, 927 nucleotides. The record is from the annotation of a GenBank genome assembly. Lineage: Eukaryota; Metazoa; Nematoda; Chromadorea; Rhabditida; Rhabditidae.